Stylophora pistillata is the source of this 13734-nucleotide messenger RNA. RefSeq names its product dynein beta chain, ciliary-like. Gene Ontology annotation, cellular component: dynein complex. NCBI's taxonomy places the organism in Eukaryota, Metazoa, Cnidaria, Anthozoa, Scleractinia, Pocilloporidae. Gene Ontology annotation, molecular function: ATP binding; minus-end-directed microtubule motor activity; dynein intermediate chain binding. The record is from RefSeq and is a predicted model, not a curated record. Gene Ontology annotation, biological process: microtubule-based movement.
UCGAGUAAAGACGAACUGAGGGCCCACGAAGCCGCGAGUUUUCCAGAAAUUUAGCAGUUUGGAGGGUUAAAAUCCGACCAAAAUGUGUGCAAAUACGAUACAAGUAAUAUUCAUGGAAAAGUAUUUUUGAUCUCCAGGCCUCAAAAGAUACUGUACAUUUGUAAAUACGUUUAACGCAGACACAACAAGUCAAGCUACAGAAGGAAUAUGGAGUUCAACGACGUUCGUUUUGAGUUCAUCUCAGAAUACACCUCAAAAUCUAUGAAACUGAAAGCAGACAAAUGGGCUAAGUUACAAGGAAACGAUGAAUAUAGACAAACUGUUUUGGACUUCUUUGAAAAGCCAGAGCAUAAUAUUCUUGUCAUAUAUCAGAAUAAUGCAGGACAGCUUCAACCAACGUUUGAUUUUCCCUCGGCGAUGAAGACAAAAGCUGUCUAUUUCUCCAAGAAGGAGAAAGGCAUAAAUGUUGGAAAAGAUAAUUACAAGACAGCUUUAACGUACGGAGAUUUGUCUUAUUCGCCCUUGGAACAAUUGUCAGCGCUUGUAGACGAGAUUCUGGUCCCUUUGCUGUCCAAUUCGCGUAAUCAUGAACAGUGGCCUGCAGUUGUAUCUCAAGAUGUCUUACGACAUGUUCAUCAGCUCAAAAGUAAUGUCUUCGUCAUUGCUGGACAAGUGAAAGGAAAGACAUUAUUACCACUUCCAGUAGGCUCAGAGCAGGUCUCUGAUGCUGUGGAAGCUGAAGAUAAGGGUGAACCAUUUGACCGUGGUUUGGUUCACUCUAUUGAAUCAGUAAUCAUUGAAUGGACACAUCAGGUACAGAGUGUUCUUAAAAGAAAUUCAGCUCAGCCCCUGUUAGAAGGUCACAAUCCUGGACCACUGGUAGAACUUGACUUCUGGAGAGCUCGUGCCAAUAACUUGGAGUGCAUCUUCGAACAGCUCCAUGAUGUUAAAGUUCGAAGAAUGGCUGAACUGUUGGAAAAAACUCAAAGCAGCUACUUUCCAGCCUUCAAGAAAAUCUUUAAAGAUGUUGUUGCUGCCCUUGAAGAAGCCAGAGACAUCAACAUUUACUUGAAGCCAUUGCGUCGCCUACUUGAUGACAUGGAGCAGUUUGACUUUUCAGAGUUGGAUAGGAUCAUUCCUGCCAUUCUACACACAGUUGGUCUUAUCUGGGCCAAUUCCAAGUACUACUGUAGAGCUCCAAGAAUGAUUGUUCUUUUGCAAGAGCUCUGCAACAUGCUGAUUGAAAUGGCAAGAACAUACUUGGAUCCUGCAGAAAUCUUCAAAUCAGAAGCAGAAGAAGCUUAUGAGAAAACCCAGAAGGCAAUUGAAAUCUGUUCAUUCUUCAAGGAGACCUUUGAAGAUGUCAGAGGAAACAUCCAAAAAUUCUUUAAGGAGGGGCAAGAAGUUAAACAGUGGGAAUUUGCCAACGAACUAGUGUUUACCAGAAUGGAUCAGUUUAUUUUGAGAUUGAAAACUGUUGAGGAUCUCUUUGCCACCACUAUGGAAUUUUCCAAGCUGGAGAAGGUAGAGUUGGGUGGUAUCAAGGGAAAGAUGCUCAGCCAUCAAGUUGUGGAGAUCUUCUCAGAAUUUAAUGAUAUUUUUGCUGUGUUUGGUAACCGAACUUAUGAUGGCUUAGAUGCAACCAACAGGGAGUUUGUUGAUGACUACAAUGAGUUCAGAGAAAGAAUAGCUGACCUGGAUAGAAGACUUGCUUCCAUUGUGUGCCAAGGAUUUGAUGACUGUGCCAGUACAGAGGCUGCAUUGAAGCUUCUGGACUGUUUUGGUUCUUUGCUCGACCGUCAGCUCAUUCAUGCAGACUUUGAAUACAAGUAUCCCAUCUUGCUGAAGAUGUAUGAAGAAGAACUGGAUGAAGCUAAGAUUAUCUUUGAUCAGCAAAUGAUGACAGUAAAUGAGGAUGGGACACCACCAAUAAACAAGAAUAUGCCUCUUGUUGCUGGAGCCCUCAAAUGGUCACAAGAACUCAGAGAAAGAAUCACUAAACCAAUGCAUGCACUUAAGCUUUCAGUCAAUCAUGGUACUCUAGAGACUGCCGAGGCUAUGGUGAUCUUCAACAAAUUUGAUGAGAUGGCCAAGCUGCUGAACACGUAUGAAGAAAAGGUGUAUGCUGAUUGGACGCAAGAUGUUGGUUCCAUUUCACAAGGGAAUCUGGACAAGCCACUUAUUAUUAGAGAUCCAAAUACCAAGCUUAUCAAAGUGAACUUUGAUCCACAGUUAGUUGCUGUUCUUCGUGAAGUGAGGUAUCUGGAAACUGCGCAAAACGAAACCCUUGAGAGCAUUCCUGAAAGUGCAACAAACAUGUAUUCACGGAAUGAAACAUUCCACAAGUUUUUGUCAAACCUAGACCUGACUGUGGCGUGGUACAACAAAGUCAGAGAAACACUUCUUGAUGUUGAAUUUCCUCUGGUGGAAGGACAGUUACAGGAAAUAGACGGUCAACUGCAACAAGCUGAGACAACUUUGAACUGGAAUAGUGAAGGGGCUUGGGAAUAUAUCGAGAAGACAAGAGAAAUGGUGCAUGACUUGGAGAAACGUGUACAAGCUGCUAAAAACAAUGUGGAGAGUAUGGGUCAGUUGAUGACCAAAUGGUGUGAAGCUCCCUUGUACGAGAGGAAGGAAGGCAAAAAGGAGGGUUUACUCAACAUAGAGGACAGCGAAGCAAACCUUAAUAAACGGUACACUUUGAUCCAGCAAGCAGGAGAGAAAAUCCAUGAGCUGAUGAAGAAUAACCUCGAACUUUUCAAAGCGGAUGCAUCAUCCGACAUUUGGCGAGCGUAUGUGGACUAUCUAGAUGACAUGGUCCUUGACGGCUUUUUUAACUGCAUUCACUGCUCACUGAACUAUCUUCUGGAAAACACAGAUUCUAAACACAAUACAACAGGACUGUUUGAGGCAAAACUUGAACUGCAACAGCCUGAAAUGGUGUUUAUACCAUCACUUGAUUUCGGUGUUUCAGACGGCUUUUAUGAACUUGUGGAAGGAAUUGUUAAUAAUGUGUACAAGUUGGCUUCACUUGUCAAGAGGCUGGCUGAACAUAAUGGCUCAGAACACUACCAGAACGAUGUUGAAGACAUGCUUGACUUGUCCGAGAUGCGCCAAGACCUGAUGGACCGUGUAACAGGCAUCAUGAAUAAGGCGAAUGAAUACCGCAGUUCUUUUGAUGCUUUUGCGUACCUAUGGCUUGACGAUCGGAAUGAAUUUAUGAGACAAUUCUUGCUGUAUAAUCACGUUUUGACAGCUGAGGAGAUUGAAGCCCACGCCGAAGAAGGUGUCCCUGAGAGUCCGCCAACAUUAGGACAAUUUAAAGAACAGAUCGACACAUACGAAAAGCUUUAUGCCGAGGUGGACGAAGUAGAGGGAACAAAGAGCUUUGACACGUGGUUUCGUGUGGACGCCAAGCCUUUUAAACAAGCUCUGUUGAAUAUCAUUAAGAGAUGGAGUUACAUGUUCAAACAACAUCUUAUCGAUCAUGUCACAAACAGCCUAAAUGACUUAGCAGAGUUCAUCAAGGUGGCAGAUGUUGGUCUGACGCAGCCUGUGGAGGAGGGAGAUUACAAUGGUUUAGUGGCUGUCAUGGGACACUUGAUGGCUGUCAAGGACAGGCAGACAGUCACUGAUGAAAUGUUUGAACCACUGAAGCAGACUAUUGAACUCCUUAAGACAUACGGACAAGAAAUGCCCGAGGAAGUACACAUGCAGCUUCAGGAGCUUCCAGAGCAGUGGAACAACUCCAAGAAGAUCGCAGUAACAGUCAAACAGCAAGUGGCGCCUCUGCAGGCGUCUGAGGUCGCCAUCAUCCGAAGGAAAUGUGGACAGUUUGAUAUCAAACAGCAUGAAUUUAGAGAGGACUUCAGGAAAACAGCGCCGUUCCAGUUUGACUCCAAGAAUUACUACGACCGCCUGGAUAAGGCAAACUUCCAGAUCUGUGCUAUGGAGGAGGAAAUGAACGCUCUCUCUGAAUCCGCUGGCCUAUUUGAGGUCAACUUCCCAGACUACAAACAACUUCGUGCUUGCCGUCGUGAAGUGUCACUCCUCAAACAACUUUGGGACAUGAUUGAAGUUGUUCUUAGCAGUAUUGAUGAGUGGAAGUUUACGCUAUGGGCGGAUAUCAACGUGGAAAACAUGGAGAUGGAGUGUAAAAGGUUUGUUAAGGAGAUUCGAAGUCUUGAUAAAGAAAUGCGGGCCUGGGACGCCUUCACAGGACUGGACUCUACUGUCAAGAACAUGGUGACGUCAUUAAGGGCUGUGGGAGAGUUACAGAAUCCGGCCAUCAGGGACCGUCAUUGGCAACAGCUCAUGCAGGCAACCAAAGUCAAAUUCAUCAUGAAUGACGACACAAACUUAGCUGAUCUCUUGGCCCUGAACCUGCAUAACUUUGAAGAUGAAGUCCGUGGAAUUGUCGACAAGGCCUCAAAAGAACUGGGAAUGGAGAAAGUUUUGAAAGAGUUGGAUGUCACGUGGUCACAGAUGAAUUUUGAAUAUGAGAGCCACGUGAGAACUGGUAUUCCGCUGCUGAAAUCAAGCGAAGAACUUAUCGAAACUCUUGAAGAUAAUCAGGUUCAACUUCAAAAUCUCAUCACAUCCAAGUACAUUGGACAUUUCUUGGAGGAAGUCUCCUUGUGGCAGAAGAAGCUGUCCGUGUCAGACUCUGUCAUUUCCAUUUGGUUUGAAGUUCAAAGAACUUGGUCUCACUUGGAGAGUAUUUUCAUCGGAUCUGAGGAUAUUCGUAACCAGCUGCCAGAGGACUCCAAGAGAUUCGACGGAAUUGAUAUUGAUUUUAAGGAACUGAUGAAGGAAGCCGCUGAAAUCCCAAACGUUGUGAAUUGUUGUAACAGAGAGGGACUCUACGAAAAGCUGGAAAACCUACAAGAAAGAUUGUCGCUGUGUGAGAAAGCCCUCGCCGAGUAUCUGGAGACCAAACGGCUUGCUUUCCCACGAUUUUACUUCGUAUCUUCAGCUGACUUAUUGGAUAUUCUUUCCAAGGGCAACCAGCCAAUUGAGGUCAGUCGUCAUUUAUCCAAGCUGUUUGAUAACAUGGCGAAACUGAAGUUUGUCGAUGAUGAAGAUGGUAACCCGACUAAGGAAGCGGUUGGAAUGUACAGUAAGGAAGGAGAAUAUGUGGACUUCGACCAGCCUUGUGACUGUUCUGGACAGGUGGAAGCUUGGUUGAACCGUGUUAUGGACGCUAUGCGCGCCACAGUCCGUCACGAGCUGUCAGAAGCUGUGGUGUCAUAUGAAGAGAAGCCUCGAGAUCAGUGGCUCUUUGACUACCCAGCUCAGGUGGCCCUCUGUGGCACUCAAAUCUGGUGGACCACAGAAGUUGUUCUAGCAUUUGGAAGGCUGGAAGAAGGAUACGAGAAUGCACUGAAGGAUUAUUACAAGAAACAGGUUUCACAACUUACAACAUUGAUCAACAUGUUGAUCGGCGACUUGACAAAAGGCGAUCGUCAGAAAAUUAUGACCAUCUGUACAAUUGAUGUGCACGCCCGAGAUGUGGUGGCCAAGUUAAUUCAUCAGAAGGUGGAGAACGCUCAAGCUUUCUUGUGGCUUAGCCAACUCAGACAUCGCUUUGAUGAUUCAGUCUCUCACUGCUUCGCUAACAUUUGUGAUGCACAGUUCAAGUAUUCCUAUGAAUAUCUUGGAAACACGCCUCGAUUGGUGAUCACACCCUUGACUGACAGAUGUUACAUCACUCUGACCCAGUCGCUUCAUCUAACUAUGAGCGGCGCGCCUGCCGGUCCUGCGGGAACUGGUAAAACCGAGACCACUAAGGAUCUGGGACGAGCUCUUGGAAUCAUGGUGUACGUGUUCAACUGUUCUGAACAGAUGGACUACAAGUCCAUUGGCAACAUUUACAAAGGUUUGGCACAGACAGGAGCCUGGGGCUGUUUUGACGAGUUCAACCGCAUCUCAGUUGAGGUGCUGUCCGUGGUCGCAGUUCAAGUAAAAUCCAUCCAGGACGCUAUCAAAGACAAGAAGAAAAGGUUCAUCUUCCAGGGAGAGGAGAUCGUUUUGGUUCCUACUGUUGGUUUAUUCAUUACCAUGAAUCCUGGAUACGCCGGAAGAACUGAGCUGCCUGAAAAUCUCAAAGCAUUGUUCCGGCCGUGUGCUAUGGUCGUUCCUGACUUUGAACUGAUCUGCGAAAUCAUGUUGGUGGCUGAAGGAUUUGUUGAGGCCCGAGGGUUGGCUCGAAAGUUCAUCACCCUCUACUCACUCUGUAAAGAAUUGUUAUCUAAACAGGACCAUUACGAUUGGGGUCUCCGUGCUAUUAAAUCAGUUUUGGUUGUCGCUGGUUCUCUGAAGCGAAGCGACAGGGAUCGCCCUGAGGAUCAGGUGCUGAUGCGUGCGUUGCGCGACUUCAAUAUCCCCAAGAUUGUCACGGAUGAUGUUCCCGUCUUCAUGGGAUUAAUUGGUGACCUCUUCCCAGCAUUGGAUGUACCAAGAAAGCGCGAUAUGGACUUUGAAGCGUUAGUGAAAAAGUCAGCGCUGGAUCUUAAACUGCAAACAGAAGACAGCUUUAUCCUCAAGAUUGUACAGCUCGAGGAGCUACUAGCAGUAAGGCAUUCUGUGUUUGUUCUCGGUCCAGCGGGUACAGGCAAAACACAGGUUAUUAAAACCCUGAAUAAGACUUACCAAAACCAGAAGAGGAAGCCAAUGCUAUAUGAUAUCAACCCUAAAGCUGUCACUGCAGACGAGUUGUUCGGAUUCAUUAAUCCCGCAACCAGAGAGUGGAAAGACGGUUUGUUUUCGACCAUUAUGCGUGAUUUGGCUUCAAUCAACAAUGACAGUCCUAAAUGGAUCGUACUUGACGGAGACAUUGAUCCUAUGUGGAUCGAGUCUUUGAACACUGUCAUGGACGACAACAAGGUUUUGACUUUAGCCAGUAAUGAGCGUGUUCCUCUCACCCCGUCGAUGAGAUUAUUGUUUGAAAUCGGUCAUUUAAAGACAGCCACUCCUGCUACUGUGUCCCGCGCUGGUAUCCUCUUUCUCAACUACGCUGAUGUUGGAUGGAAUCCAUAUGUCUCCAGCUGGAUUGAUACUCGCGAAGUUCAGUCAGAGAAAGCCAACCUGCAAAUCCUGUUUGACAAGUACGUCCCCAUCUGCCUGGACACACUGCGCGUGCGCUUCAAGAAAAUCACGCCCGUUCCUGACAUCACCAUGGUGACCACAUUAUGCUACCUUCUGGAGUGUCUAUUGAACCCCACCAACACCCCACCCGAUUGCAACAAGGAACUGUACGAAUUGUACUUUGUGUUCGCGGCCGUGUGGGCUUUUGGCGGAGCCAUGUUUCAAGAUCAGCUCGUUGAUUAUCGAGUGGAAUUCUCCAAGUGGUGGGUGACUGAAUUCAAGACCAUCAAGUUUCCCUCUGCUGGUACUGUCUUUGAUUAUUUCAUUGACUCCGAGACCAAGAAAUUCGUGCCAUGGACAGAAAAAGUUCCCAAGUUCGAGCUUGACCCUGAGAUGCCCUUGCAGGCUGUGCUCGUGCAUACUCAGGAAACCAUUCGAGUUCGUUACUUCAUGGAUCUGCUGAUGGAAAACCGCAGACCUAUCAUGCUUGUAGGAAGUGCGGGCACGGGUAAGACCGUGUUAGUCGGCGACAAAUUCGCAGCAAUGGAUCCUGACAACGUGAUGGUUACAAACGUACCGUUCAACUACUACACAACAUCAGCCAUGUUACAGUCCGUUUUGGAAAAGCCACUGGAAAAGAAAGCUGGACGAAAUUAUGGGCCACCGGGAACCAAGAAACUGAUUUACUUUAUCGACGACAUGAACAUGCCUAUGGUGGACACUUAUGGUACAGUACAGCCGCACACCCUCAUCAGACAACAUUUGGACUACAGUCAUUGGUACGACAGAGCAAAGCUGUCUCUUAAGGAAGUUCACAAUUGUCAGUAUGUUGCCUGUAUGAAUCCCACCGCAGGAAGCUUCACCAUCAACCCUCGUCUACAGCGCCACUUUGCAGUGUUCGCAAUCAGUUUCCCGGGACUAGAUGCCCUGAAGACCAUUUACCUAAGCAUCUUGAACGGGCACAUCAGUGCUUUGGGCCUCCCUCAAGCGGUACAGAAGAAUGCUGAGAAACUUGUCGACGCAGCUUUAGCCAUGAACCAGAAGGUCACUUCAACCUUCCUUCCUACGGCUGUAAAAUUCCACUACGUUUUCAACCUGCGAGACUUGUCCAACAUCUUCCAGGGUAUCCUGUUUUCCACAGCUGAAUGUGUCAAGACGCCAAUGGAUCUUGUUAGACUGUGGAUGCACGAGUGUGAUCGAGUUUACAGAGACAAACUAGUGGAAGACAAAGAUAUGGAGAACUAGGACAGAAUUCAGCAAGAUAUCACAAAGAAGACAUUCGAGGAUUUCGAUGAAGAGGCCCUAUACUCCAAGCCAAACAUGUUCUGCCAUUUUGCAAGUGGUAUAGGGGAACCUAAGUACCUCGCAGUACAAGGCUGGGAGUCACUGAAUAAACUGUUAACGGAAGCAUUGGAGAAUUACAAUGAAGUGAACGCGGUUAUGAACCUUGUGCUUUUUGACGACGCUAUGCAGCAUGUUUGUCGUAUCAACCGUAUUCUGGAGUCCCCUCGCGGUAACGCCUUGUUAGUGGGUGUAGGUGGCAGUGGUAAACAGAGUUUGGCUCGUCUUGCCGCGUUUAUCAGUGCUUUAGAAGUGUUCCAAAUUACGCUGAGGAAAGGAUACGGCAUCCCUGACCUCAAGCUCGACUUAGCAAACUUGUGUACCAAGGCAGGACUGAAGAACAUCGGCACUGUAUUUUUAUUGACGGACGCGCAAGUGCCAGAGGAGAACUUCUUGGUGUUAAUUAAUGAUUUGCUGGCGUCUGGGGAGAUUCCGGGUCUUUUUGCGGACGAUGAAGUCGAGAAUAUCAUCUCUGGAGUCAGGAAUGAAGUGAAAGGAGCUGGGCUACAAGACACCAGGGAAAACUGUUGGAUGUUUUUUAUCGAGCGAGUGCGAAGAAAUCUCAAGGUUGUCCUGUGUUUCUCUCCCGUGGGCUCCACCCUGCGUGUAAGGAGUCGUAAGUUCCCGGCUGUAACAAACUGCACAGCUAUUGACUGGUUCCACGAAUGGCCUCAGGAGGCUUUAGUGUCUGUGAGCAAGAGGUUCAUUGAUGACUUAGAGCAGCUUGAGAAUGACGUGAAGCCUUCUGUGGCAGAGUUUAUGUCAUUUGUGCACACCAGCGUGAACCAAGAGAGUCAGUUGUAUUUGGCAAAUGAAAGGCGUUACAACUACACCACCCCAAAGAGCUUCUUGGAACAGGUCGAUCAGUUUUUGGAUUCCCUGAUAAAUUACGACAAGGAGAACAUUCAUGAAAACAACUUGAAGGCCGUACAGCCGUAUCUUGACGAUCCAGAGUUUGAACCUGACUUCAUCCGUAGCAAGUCCAUCGCUGCCGCUGGUAUCUGUGCUUGGGCAAUCAACAUCAUCAGGUUCUAUCACGUGUUUUGUGACGUAGAACCCAAGAGACAGGCCUUAGCCGCUGCUAACGCAGAACUUGCUGCUGCAGAAGAGAAGCUGGCUAAGAUCAAGGCUAAGAUCAACGAACUGGAUGAAAACCUGGCUGAACUGACGGCUUCAUUUGAGCGGGCCACUGCCGAGAAACUGAAGUGCCAGCAAGAAGCCGAACAGACGGCAAUGACAAUCGAACUGGCCAAUCGAUUAGUUGGAGGCCUGGCUUCGGAAAAUGUCCGUUGGGCCGAAUCAGUGGCGAACUUCAAGGAGCAGGAGAAGACUUUACCCGGUGAUGUGCUGCUUACCACUGCAUUCGUAUCAUACGUCGGCUGCUUCACACGGAAAUACCGAGACAACCUCAUGCACGAGAAGUGGCUACCAUUCCUCAAAGGACAGUCGGUUCCAAUCAAGAUCACUGAAAACCUCGAUCCUCUCACCUUGUUGACUGACAACGCAACGAUCGCACAGUGGAAUAACGAGAAUCUACCAAGCGACCGCAUGAGUACUGAGAACGCAACCAUCCUGACAAACUGCGAAAGAUGGCCGCUAAUGAUUGAUCCACAACUACAGGGAGUGAAGUGGAUCAAAACAAGAGAAGGAGAGGAACUCAGAGUCGUCAGACUGGGACAGAAAGGGUAUCUGGAUUCCAUCGAGCGUGCCGUGUCCAACGGUGACUGUGUACUAAUUGAAAAUCUUGGUGAAAACAUGGAUCCAGUGUUGGAUGCACUUGUUGGACGAAACACCAUCAAGAAAGGAAGAUACAUCAAGAUGGGUGAUAAGGAAGUCGAGUAUCAUCCAGACUUCCGUCUCAUCCUCCACACUAAACUAGCUAAUCCACAUUACAAGCCCGAGAUGCAGGCCCAGACCACUCUGAUUAACUUCACGGUCACUCGUGAAGGCCUGGAGGACCAGCUGCUAGCCGAUGUUGUUCGCAAAGAAAGGCCUGAUCUCGAGGAAACGAAGGCCAACCUGACGCAGCAAAUGAACCAAUUUACCAUCAAAAUCAAAGAACUUGAAGACUCCCUUCUGGCUCGCCUGUCCGCUGCUGGAGGAAACUUCCUUGGAGAUUACGCUCUGGUGGAGAACCUCGAGACAACCAAACGAACAGCAGCAGAAAUCGAAGUCAAAGUAGCGGAAGGAAAAAACACUGAGAUAAAAAUCAACGAAGCCCGUGAACAGUACAGACCAGCAGCUGCUCGAUCAUCACUGUUGUACUUCAUAUUGAAUGACCUGAAUAAGAUCAAUCCCAUCUACCAGUUUUCUCUUAAGGCAUUCAAUGUGGUGUUUCAGAAGGCCAUUGACAGAGCUGAACCUGCAGAAGAAGUGAAGAUCAGAGUGAACAACUUGAUCGAUUGCAUCACAUUCUCAGUCUUUAUCUACACCACUCGGGGAUUGUUUGAAAAAGACAAACUGAUCUUCACAUCUCAAGUGGCAUUCCAGAUUCUACUGAUGAAAAAUGAGAUUGUGCCCCAUGAGUUAGAAUUCCUUCUACGGUUCCCAGCAGUUAUGAACGUUACAAGUCCAGUAGAUUUUCUCAACAACCUGUGUUGGGGAGGAAUUAAGGCCCUUGGUAAUAUGGAAGAAUUCCGUAACCUGGAUCGCGACAUUGAAGGCUCGGCUAAGAGAUGGAAGAAGUUUGUGGAGAGCGAGUGUCCGGAAAAGGAAAAAUUCCCUCAAGAAUGGAAAAACAAGACUUCGUUACAGAAACUUUGCAUGAUGAGAGCUCUAAGGCCGGACAGAAUGACAUAUGCCGUUAGCGGCUUUGUGGAAGAAAAGAUGGGUGCGAAAUACGUGGAAAAUCGUCAAGUGGAGUUCGCCAAGUCUUACGAAGAGAGCGGACCUGGGACCCCGAUCUUCUUCAUCUUGUCUCCUGGUGUCGAUCCCUUGAAGGAUGUGGAAGCACUGGGCAAGAAGCUCGGCUUCACGUUUGACAACAAAAACUUCCAUAACGUAUCACUUGGUCAGGGUCAAGAAAUCGUUGCGGAGCAGAGUUUGGACCUAGCCGCCAAGGAAGGUCAUUGGGUUAUCCUUCAGAAUAUACAUCUUGUAAAGAAAUGGCUACCAACUCUGGAAAAGAAGCUGGAGGCAUAUAGUGAGGGAAGUCAUGAGAACUAUCGAGUGUACAUCUCAGCUGAGCCGGCUGGUUCGCCUGAUUCUCACAUCAUACCGCAAGGAAUUCUGGAAUCCUCCAUCAAAAUAACCAAUGAACCACCCACUGGAAUGAUGGCCAAUUUACAUCAGGCUUUAGACAACUUUAACCAGGACACACUGGAGAUGUGCGCCCGUGAGAAUGAAUUCAAGAGUAUUCUGUUCGCAUUAUGUUAUUUCCACGCAUGUGUAGCAGAGCGCCGUAAGUUUGGCCCACAAGGAUGGAACAGGUCGUAUCCCUUCAAUACUGGAGACUUGACUAUCAGUGUAAAUGUGCUGUACAAUUAUCUCGAGGCUAAUGCUAAGGUACCUUGGACCGAUCUGCGUUAUCUAUUUGGUGAAAUUAUGUACGGCGGUCAUAUCACAGAUGACUGGGACAGGAGACUCUGUAGAACUUACUUGGAGGAGUACAUGAAACCAGAUAUGCUUGAAGGUGAGAUGAACCUUGCUCCAGGAUUUCCCAUCCCUCCUAACUCAGACUACAAGACGUACCAUACUUACAUUGACGAGGUGUUACCUCCAGAGAGCCCCUACCUGUACGGUUUGCACCCUAAUGCUGAGAUCGGCUUCCUGACUCAAACUUCCGACAACUUGUUCCGUACCGUGCUGGAGAUGCAGCCUAGGGAUGCUGGCGCAGGAGGAGGUGGAGGACAGACUCGGGAAGAAAAGGUUAAACAAGUUUUGGACGAAGUGUUGGAGAAGUUGCCGGACGAGUUUAACGUGCCGGAAAUGAUGGCUCGUGUUGAAGAUCGCACACCUUACACUGUAGUUGCCUUCCAAGAAUGUGAACGAAUGAAUAUCCUGACAAGCGAGAUCAAACGUUCGCUCAAAGAACUAGAUUUGGGUCUCAAAGGUGAGCUGACCAUCACCGCUGACAUGGAAGAACUUGGCAAUGCUCUCUUCCUGGAUGACGUCCCGGAAUCCUGGACGCGCCGUGCUUAUCCAUCCAUGUCAGGCCUGGCUGCUUGGUUUGUGGACCUGCUGUUGCGAAUUAAAGAGCUAGAAAGCUGGACAUCGGACUUCUGUCUUCCAAAUGUUGUUUGGUUGUCCGGUUUCUUCAAUCCUCAGUCUUUUCUGACAGCCAUCGAGCAGUCCAUGGCGCGAAAGAACGAGUGGCCUUUGGACAAGAUGGCACUCCAGGUGGAUGUCACGAAGAAAAACAAAGAAGAUUUCAACAGUCCGCCCAGAGAAGGGGCUUACGUACACGGUCUGUUUAUGGAGGGCGCCCGGUGGGACACACAAACUGGCAUGAUCGCAGAAUCGAGACUGAAAGAGCUGACGCCUGGUAUGCCUGUGAUGUUCAUCCGGGCCAUUCCAGUCGAUAAACAAGAAACUAAGAACGUAUAUGAGUGUCCUGUGUACAAGACGCGACAACGAGGCCCGACGUACGUGUGGAACUUUUUCUUGAAGACCAAGGAAUCUCCUGCUAAAUGGACACUAGCAGGGGUUGCUUUGUUGCUGAGCGCGUGAACAAGUGUGUUUAAUUCAAAGUACUUGAAGAUUUUAAGCGUUAGCCCAUUGAUUAGAUGCUUUUUUCUACUCAGACUUCAGAUUUGAUCGUAGUUGACCCUGUUUUAUAUUAUGUGGAGGAUGUACGUACCAUAUUACUUCCCUAUAAUGCUUUGUUUCUUUCUGUUUAAGCUUUUUCCUUUUGUUUCUUAUUCAUUUUUUUCUCUCUCUCUCUUUUUCUUAUCAUUGCACUGUGGCGAUAGGAAACUGUUCAGUUCUUUAUUAAAAGUAGCCAUUACCCCUUACGCGACACAAAAUUUGAAGACAUUUUUUGCCAGUGAGUUUCUUAAUUUUCUUAAUCUAGUGUUCUGUAUCGUUUUUCUAACUUCUUCGCAAAUAAACUUACUUCACUCUCUUUUGUUUUCUUCCUUUAACUGAUUUUUAACAGUACAAUCGUUUUAGCAAAACAACUUUUUUUGUAUUCAUGCAUAAUUUGUCAGAUAUUUUCACAAAAUUGAGUGUAAGAUUUAAAGCCAUUAUCAUUAUGCUGUAUUAAGUGUUAUUACAUCUGUCACCUUGAUUUUUGAGGCACUUUCAAAGUGUGAAUCUAUUUAUGUGUUAGAAUUGUUUGUGGAAUAAAAAAGUCAUACUGAAAAUUUA